CUUUGGAACCUCUGUCACGAUGGCGUCGUCGCCGCCUCCGGUAGAAGAUCAGGCUCGUCUGCUUGAAGAUGCCCUGGGUGUCGUACGCCAGCAGACCAUGCUCAUGCGGCGGUGUCUCGAGACACCCGGCAAGUUGAUGGAUGCGCUCAAGUGCAGCUCCACGCUCGUCUCUGAGCUACGGACAAGCAAUCUUGGGCCAAAACAGUACUAUGAGCUCUACAUGGCCGUAUUCGAUGCCCUCCGCCACCUCGCCGUGUACCUCCGAGAGAACCACCCCGUGAACCACCUCGCCGAUCUGUAUGAGCUUGUCCAAUAUGCUGGAAAUAUUAUUCCGCGCCUUUAUCUUAUGGUCACCGUCGGCACUGUAUAUAUGGCUAUCGAGGAUGCGCCAGUUAAGGAGAUCAUGAAAGAUAUGAUGGAGAUGAGCCGCGGAGUUCAGCAUCCUAUUCGAGGAUUAUUCCUCCGAUACUACCUUGCUGGCCAGGCACGAGAUCAUCUCCCAUCGGGCGAUGGCGAGGGCCCAGAAGGCAACCUCCAGGACUCCAUUAGCUUCAUUUUGACCAACUUCGUGGAGAUGAACAAGCUUUGGGUGCGCCUGCAGCAUCAGGGACAUUCAAGGGAGCGCGAGCAAAGAACGAAGGAACGACAAGAGCUCCAACUUUUAGUUGGCAGCAACCUGGUCCGUUUAAGCCAGCUUGUAGACCUAGAGAAUUACAAGAAAAUCUUGAACCCUCUAUUGGAACAAAUUGUCCAAUGUCGAGAUGUGUUGGCCCAGGAGUAUUUGCUUGAAGUUGUUACUCAAGUUUUCCCCGACGAAUUCCACCUCCACACGCUUGAUCAAUUCCUCUCAGCUGUUGCCCGCUUAAAUCCGCAUGUCAACGUUAAGGCUAUCGUCGUAGGUCUGAUGGAUCGGUUGUCGGCGUAUGCCCAAAGGGAAUCGGAUGCAGAAAGUCCCGAGGACCGCAAAAAGACGGAGGAAGAGUCAAUUGCAAACCUGCUUGAAAAGUUAAGGAUAGCAAAAGAAAAGAAGGAGGCCGAGCCGACACCACCGCCAGAACAGAAUGGGGAAGGCUCAGAAGAAACGCAGCCGGGUGCAGAAGAGACUCCUGAAGAAACUGAGGCAACCGAAGCCUCCGAAGCAUCUUCAGUGACCGCUGUUACUAAACCAGAAGAACAACCGGAGGAGGUCGAUACGAAUGUCGAGAAGCAUCGCGGAAUACCGAAGAACGUCAAACUUUUUGAGAUUUUCCACGAGCAAGUCGCUUCCCUUGUCAAGAUGCAGCGAUUGCCGAUACAAGACACGAUUGGCCUGCUCGUUUCAUUGGCGAACCUUGCUCUUAAUAUCUACCCUGAGCGACUUGACUACGUUGACCAAGUCAUGGGCUUUGCAAACCAGAAAGUCACCGAAUAUGCCAAUAGCGCUGACCUCCAUUCGCAAGCGACUCAGAGUCAGAUUCUCAACCUGCUUCUCGCACCUAUCAAGACCUACGUUUCUCUUUUCACAGCUCUCGCAUUGCCGAAUUUUAUCCCUCUUCUUCACUCCCAGCCAUACCCGACACGUAGGGCUGUUGCGGGCGAAGUUGCUCGAAGUCUGCUGCGGAACCAGACCCCUAUCACGUCGGUAGAGAACCUGGAGAGUGUAAUGGAGAUUGUCAAGGUUCUCAUCCGAGAAGGAAUUCAGCAAGCAACUGGCUACCCCGGUGGCCCCAUCCAGAGGAAAGCUAUGGAAACAGAUGAGACAAUAGAAGAGCAGGGAUGGUUGGCACGGAUAGUUCACCUCAUCCAGGGAACAGACAAUGAUACGCAGUUCAAGUUGCUUCAAUCUGCUCGCAAGGCUUUCGGUGAAGGCAAUGAGCGCGUCAAGUACACCACACCUGCGCUUAUCACGGCCUCAUUAAAACUUGCCCGCCGCUACAAGGCCCGUGAACAUUUUGAUGACAACUGGUCAUCUCAAUCUUCCGCCCUGUACAAAUUCAUGCACAGUGCUCUCUCAACUCUCUACUCUCGCGUCAACGGAUCUGCCGAUCUGUCGCUUCGUCUUUUCGUCGCCUGUGGUCAAGUCGCUGAUCAAAACGGCUUCGAGGAAGUCGCCUAUGAAUUCUUCGCACAAGCUUUCACAAUCUACGAGGAGGCUAUUAGUGAUUCGCGCGCACAGUUCCAAGCUGUGUGUGUAAUCGCUGGCGGACUGCAUGUUUCGAGACAUUUUGGAAAAGAGAAUUACGACACUUUGAUAACGAAAUGUGCCCUUCACGGCAGCAAGCUAUUGAAGAAGCCUGAUCAGUGCCGUGCAGUUUAUCUGGCAAGUCAUUUGUGGUGGGCAACAGAGGUGCGGGCGUUGGGAGAAGAGGAUCCCAAAGACCUUUACCGCGAUGGAAAACGUGUUCUCGAAUGCCUUCAGCGUGCGUUGCGCGUAGCGGAUGCUUGCAUGGACGCUGCUGUUUCUGUGGAACUUUUCGUCGAGAUACUGAACCGUUACGUGUACUACUUUGACCAAGAAAACGACGCGGUCACAACGAAGUACUUGAACGGACUCAUUGAACUCAUACAUUCUAAUCUCCAAUCAAACGAAAACGCAGCGAGCCUCGAGGUCCCGAGAAAGCACUUCCAGCGUACACUAGACUACAUUUCCAGCAGAGAAUACGAGGGUGUGAUUACAGCACCCAAGUAAAGUACAUUGUUGUUGCUCCGAUGGCCGACCGGCAUGUACUUGAUAUUGUUUGUUUGGGACUCCUUUGUAUGAUUAGCGCGAGGAGUCCAUCUCCGGAGGCGUAGGGCGAGCUCGGAAACUGUGAUGUUCGAUAUGCAUGUAGUUAGAUGUGUCUGCAUCACACAACAGAGAAUAUUUUAAUACAUCACCUCCGCUGUUCAUUUGCA
Messenger RNA from Aaosphaeria arxii CBS 175.79, 2874 nucleotides. RefSeq names its product vacuolar protein sorting-associated protein 35. The record is from RefSeq and is a predicted model, not a curated record. The transcript has 7 exons. NCBI's taxonomy places the organism in Eukaryota, Fungi, Ascomycota, Dothideomycetes, Pleosporales. Gene Ontology annotation, cellular component: late endosome; retromer complex; retromer, cargo-selective complex. The coding region runs from base 20 to 2668 and encodes 882 amino acids. Gene Ontology annotation, biological process: intracellular protein transport; retrograde transport, endosome to Golgi.